GUUCUAUCAAGAUGUUACUGAUCUGCGUGUUCAUAAUAAUGUUACUAUUCUCAAUAAUAAUAAUUGGUACUGUUUUUUGCUGCAUAUACAAGAGGGAAAUGGAAAAAAGAAAAGGAGAAAUUGCAAACAUGACACGACUGGUAAAAAAGAUCGUUGUUCAAAAACAAAUUGACUCCAAUGGUGAUUUUCAGGAUAUCAUGAGCAUGCCUGUUGUUUCGAUUCAACAUUUAAUAAGUGGAAAAGAUAGAAGUGGAAUGGUAUCGGAUGGAGAAUAUGAAAUGUCAUUAGAUGAACGUUGGGAAUUUCCUCGAAAGAACUUGCGCACAAUAAAACCUUUGGGAGGAGGCGAAUUUGGACAGGUUGUCCAAGCUGAAGCGAGCAAUAUUUUAGGACAGGAAAACGGAACUACAAUUGUAGCAGUGAAAAUGCUCAAAGACAAUCAUACUGACUCAGACAUGAUAGAUUUGGUAUCUGAAAUGGAGGUACUAAAAGUUCUAGGAAACCACCCAAACAUCCUACGGCUGCUUGGCUGCUGCAGCCAAGGGGGACCCUUGCUUUUAAUUACAGAGUAUGCUGAUAACGGAAACUUGAAACAUUUUCUUGAAAGACACCACCAUCAACCUACCGAACAGACAGAAAUUACUCUUUUGACUUAUGCUCAUCAAAUUGCAAAUGGGAUGACUUACCUAGCUUCUAUGAAGUGCAUUCACAGAGAUUUGGCUGCUCGAAACAUUCUUGUAACAGCGGACUACACGAUGAAAAUAGCGGAUUUUGGCCUAACUAGAAAUGUAACAGAUUCGGAGUACUACAGGAAAACAACAGAAGGUAGACUUCCUAUAAAAUGGAUGGCACCUGAAACUUUAUUUGACAACAAAUACUCCAUAAAAUCUGACGUGUGGUCGUAUGGUGUACUAUUAUGGGAAAUUAUGACUCAUGGUGACAAUCCGUACCCUUCUGUUAAAACCCUCGCUGGAAUGCUUCGCGUUUUGAACGAGAAUCGUCGCCUGGAAAAGCCCCCAAACGCGUCAACAGAUGUGUACAAUUUAAUGCUGGAUUGUUGGAAAUAUGAACCUGGCCAACGUCCAAAUUUCUCAAAUAUUGUUGAACGACUAACUGAAUUAUCAACAAAUGCUGAGAUGGUCAACGAAUCGUCUGAUGAAUCUGAUUUAAAAAGCAUAAUUUCUACAACAACCCCCACUGAAUUGGACGAAUUGAUUACAAAGUGCUCGUAUGAUGAGAAAGAUUAAGUAUUUGCAAGUUGAACAGUAAAUAUUAAGUUAAUGUUAGAAUAAUUAAUUAGAUGAAAUGCUAGGUUUUAAGAUAUAGGUAUUAAAAUUAGACAUUCGAUCAUUCUUUAAUUAUUUUUCGUUUCAAUUAAUGUUGCAUUGGAAAUAGAAGGGUUUUAAUGUUGUGGGAAGGAAGACUCUCCAAGAAUUAUAAUGUACUUAAUAAUAAUCCAGAUAGGAUAGUUUAUUUUAAAAAAUUAUGAAUCACAUCUCUCAUGUGUUUAAGAAAUCUUCCAAGAAAUCCGUAGCAUGAAAAUUCAGCCUUCCACUGACUAAUGCUGGUAUUUAGAAGUAGAUCUUAACAUACCUAACAUGUUCCUAUGAACUUUCUUACUAAUUUUGGAAAAGGCAUUUUUUUUGUUUUGUAGUGGAUCGCGAAAUAAUUUGGAGGCUGGAAGUCGCUCUGAAAGAACAUUAGUCCCAGCGACAUAUCUAUCCCCGAAUGGAAGAUGUGAUCCUCGAGUAUUUUUCUAGCUCAUUUUCAUCUUCUAUGAGUAUCUACCUACCCAUUAUACACAAGUAGCCCAACUAUCUAGGUCACAGAAAAGGGGUGUCUGGGGUUUCCAAAAUGACAAAAUUCAAUUUUUAUAAUAAUGUAGUGACAGAUUAUGCAACCUACAUCAUAAAAUUUACCUAGUGAAAAAAUAAGUAUAAGUAUGUCAUAAUGACAAAGUCUACCUCAAUUUUCACUAAAAUAUUCUCUUGUAUGUUAUUAUACAUAAGAACUCAUAUAUCCUCUUAUACAUAUGUUAUUGAUAUAAUUAUCCUGUUAUAUGUUAUUGAUAUAUCCUCUUAUAUGUUAUUUUACAUAAGAUGUUGUUAUUAUA
This is a messenger RNA of Planococcus citri (citrus mealybug), 2113 nucleotides long. Its product is annotated as fibroblast growth factor receptor homolog 1-like. Gene Ontology annotation, molecular function: ATP binding; transmembrane receptor protein tyrosine kinase activity. Gene Ontology annotation, biological process: cell surface receptor protein tyrosine kinase signaling pathway; protein phosphorylation; multicellular organism development. The transcript has 8 exons. The record is from RefSeq and is a predicted model, not a curated record. Gene Ontology annotation, cellular component: plasma membrane; signaling receptor complex. Bases 12 to 1247 code for a protein of 411 amino acids. Lineage: Eukaryota; Metazoa; Arthropoda; Insecta; Hemiptera; Pseudococcidae.